GCACCAAGAAAAAGCCGCAGUUAAAAGCCAGACCCGAAAAGCGAAAAUCACAAACACACACUCUCUGUCUUGCGAUUUCGUGAAUAUCGAGAAAAAAAAAAUGGGCAGGAAGUUCUUCGUCGGCGGCAACUGGAAAUGCAAUGGAACCUUCGAUGAGGUGAAGAAGAUUGUGAAAAUACUCAAUGAGGGACAGGUGCCAUCACAAGAUGUUGUGGAGGUUGUGGUGAGCCCACCAUAUGUGUUUCUUCCAGUGGUGAAGAGUUCGUUGUGGCCUGACUUUCAUGUUGCGGCUCAAAACUGCUGGGUCAAGAAGGGUGGUGCCUUCACUGGUGAAGUUAGUGCUGAAAUGCUGGUCAAUCUGGAGGUUCGUUGGGUCAUUCUGGGUCAUUAUGAGAGAAGAACUAUUUUAGGCGAAUCCAAUGAGUUUGUUGCCGAUAAGGUUGCCUAUGCACUAGCUCAAGGUUUGAAGGUGAUUGCUUGUGUUGGUGAGACUUUUGAGCAGCGAGAAUCUGGCUCAACCGUGGAGGUUGUGGCUGCACAAACCAAGGCCAUUGCAGCAAUAGUUUUAGAUUGGACCAAUGUUGUAUUGGCCUAUGAGCCCGUGUGGGCCAUUGGAACUGGCAAAGUUGCAUCUCCAGCUCAGGCUCAGGAACCUAUCUAUUCUCAAGCAGCUUGAGUCCUGCAAUUCUUUAAGGCUUGUUGGGAGCAGGUUUGUCAACACACGAGCAGAUGGAUGAAGUCAGGCAUGAGUGAGCAAGUUUUGUGACCAUUAUGUAGAGCGAUGAAGUUGUGGAACAAGAUAAAUACAAUUUUUUUAUUGUGAAAAUUGUUGUAG
Messenger RNA from Prunus avium (sweet cherry), 835 nucleotides. The record is from RefSeq and is a predicted model, not a curated record. Lineage: Eukaryota; Viridiplantae; Streptophyta; Magnoliopsida; Rosales; Rosaceae.